UAGUAUUGAAUGCACCCAUUGAAUCAGAAUCAGAAUCAGAAUAUUUUUUUCGCAGUUGGCCAUGGUUGGCCAUAACCACCGACGAGAUACCGAUAGAGGCUAAUAGCCUUAAUGAAUUAAGAAAAAACAAUUCGAAGCAAUUGUGAGCCAAAUAUUUAAAAUAAUAUUUCAAUACUGAGAAAAAUGGCGGAGCAUUCAUUUUCUUCGUUGAAAGGAUUCAAACUCGAAGAUUUGUUGUCGAAAGAUGGAAUUAUGUUUGAAAUUGGAGAACAGUAUUGUGACGAUGAGGAUGAAGAAUUUGCAUAUACUUCAUUCGCACAAUAUAGUAAUGCGGAGAUGUUGGAUAUGUUGAACAUGAAUGAUUUUGAAGAUAACGAGGAUGUUGACAAAGAUCAAGAAACUUUGCUGAUUCAUGGUAUAAGCUUCGCAAAAUUGAAAAGUAAGAUGACAAGUUUGACUUCAGAUGAAAAGGUGAUGAAAUUCACUAAGCAAAAAGGUAUCGGAGAAGUCGUACCCUACAAUGCUCAAGUCACUGUUCAUUAUAUAGGAUAUUUUGAGGACAACGAUGAACCUUUUGAUUCAUCAUACGCUAGUGGAAAACCAAGAACGUUACGUCUAGGACAGAACAUUAUCAUUCCAGGCCUAGAGAUAGCUAUAUGUAGUAUGCGGAAGCAUGAGGUAGCAGUAUUUUGGCUGCAUCCUGACUAUGCCUACAGGGCUAUUGGCUGUUUACCACGCAUCCCUCCUAACGUGGAAGUAGCGUUCAUUGUUCACUUGACUGAUUUCCUUGACAAUGGAUCUGCAGACACAUAUUAUAACCUCAGUAUUGAGGAAAAGCAGUCAUUUCCUAAUGUGAUAGAAUCUGUCAAACAUAGGCUUGUAACUGCUAAAGAUCAUUUUCGGAAGCAACGUAUCAAAAAUGCGAUACGAGAAUACAAAAAGGUUGUGGAUUGUCUGGAGAUGGUGAAAUUAAAGGAUAGCGCAGAGGAGCAAGAAAUGAACGAAUUACUUUCUAGAACUUACACUAAUCUUGGAGUGUGUUACAACAAAAUGGACAUGCCACGCAACGCUUGCAUGGUCUGUAACCGGGUGCCGUUUCCAACAGCUAAAACGCAUUAUAAUUUUGGCAAAGCUCUGCUAUGUAUCGCAGAAUAUAAUGAAGCAAUGAAGGAGUUGCAAAAAGCUUACAAAUUAGAUCCUCAUAAUGAAUCUAUUAAGAAAGCAAUUCAACAAACAAAUACGAAGCAGCGCCAGUACCUGGAAAUCGAGAAACGUUUGUGGAAAAAUUGUUUCAAAUCUGAGGAACAGAAUAAAACGAAAAGCGAUGAAUUCCGUAAAGCCGCACGAGAUUUAUGCGAAUCGGUACAAAACAACAUAACAAGACAACCUCUGCCUGAAGGUUUCACAGAAGAGGAGCACGAAAUCAUACGUGAAGAAGCCGCUGCGUCAGGACUGAGCAUUGUUAGGCACAUAAGAUAUGGUAAAGAGGUCAUGUACCUUCAGAAGAACAAUGCUUGAAAUUACAGUUUCGAGGUUUAAACGUUAAUUUUUAAAGUUAAGUAAAGACAUUAAAGUUUAAACAUUAAUCUUCUCUAAAUUUGUCAUUGCAUAUUUUCUUUAUCGAUGAUCGAUGUUAUUAAGAUUAUUAACGACCUCGAUUAUU
This is a messenger RNA of Harpegnathos saltator (Jerdon's jumping ant), 1663 nucleotides long. RefSeq names its product inactive peptidyl-prolyl cis-trans isomerase shutdown (gene shu). The record is from RefSeq and is a predicted model, not a curated record. Gene Ontology annotation, cellular component: cytoplasm. NCBI's taxonomy places the organism in Eukaryota, Metazoa, Arthropoda, Insecta, Hymenoptera, Formicidae. The transcript is spliced from 6 exons. Gene Ontology annotation, molecular function: peptidyl-prolyl cis-trans isomerase activity; Hsp90 protein binding. Gene Ontology annotation, biological process: spermatogenesis; piRNA processing. The coding region runs from base 184 to 1518 and encodes 444 amino acids.